Molecule: messenger RNA, 678 nt
Organism: Dendroctonus ponderosae (mountain pine beetle)
Lineage: Eukaryota; Metazoa; Arthropoda; Insecta; Coleoptera; Curculionidae
Product: coiled-coil domain-containing protein 12
Exons: 2
Coding region: 131-589 (152 amino acids)
Cellular component (GO): U2-type spliceosomal complex; post-mRNA release spliceosomal complex
Source: RefSeq, a predicted model, not a curated record
UUAGGUCGUAAACAAACGCUGACGUUUACGACCGGAAACCCCCACUAGAUGUCGCCUAGGAAAGUGAGGUUCAGUGGCAAGUUGUUUAGAUCCAGGUUUAGUGCGUAUUUAGGGGCCCAGAUCAGCACAGAUGACACAGGAGGGCGCAGCCCCAUUGGAGGAGCAGGCCAAGGAGAGGCGCCAGCGACUGCUGGCGCUGAAGCGCAGGCGUGAUGGGCAAGGGGGAGCGCAGCCCCUGCAGGGGGAGCACGAAGCGUUGCCGCAGCCGAUCUUCCGCAGCUACCAGCCGCAGGACGCACGCCUGCAGCAGAACCUGCUGAGCGACAGCCGGCCCGAGGACAUCGGACAGCAGGUCAGGGAGCAGCUGGAGGCGGGCGCCGCCCCCAUCGUGCUGGAGCAGCUGGACGUGACCGCGCUGGCGCCCCGCAAGCCCGACUGGGACCUGAAGCGCGACCUGGGGCCCAAGACGGCCCGCCUGGAGCGCCAGACGCAGCGCGCGAUCGCCGAGCUGAUCCGUCAGCGCCUCAACGACAAAAGCCACGACCUGGCAACAGCCGUCAAUGUGGGCGCCGGCAUCUACCAGGCCUGACUGAUUAGUACUAGUUUAGCCCAGCCCAAGCGGCGUUUGCGGGUGUAAUGGGACGAAGUCCGCUGGUUGCGAAUAAAUCAUUGGAAUUA